Schizosaccharomyces osmophilus is the source of this 300-nucleotide messenger RNA. Its product is annotated as 60S ribosomal protein L36. The record is from RefSeq and is a predicted model, not a curated record. Gene Ontology annotation, biological process: cytoplasmic translation. Gene Ontology annotation, molecular function: structural constituent of ribosome. The coding region runs from base 1 to 300 and encodes 99 amino acids. The transcript has 2 exons. Lineage: Eukaryota; Fungi; Ascomycota; Schizosaccharomycetes; Schizosaccharomycetales; Schizosaccharomycetaceae. Gene Ontology annotation, cellular component: cytosolic large ribosomal subunit; ribosome.
AUGGCACCAGGACUUGUCGUUGGAUUAAACAAGGGAAAGGCUUUGACCAAGCGUCAAUUGCCCGAGCGUCCUUCUCGUCGUAAAGGACAACAAUCGAAGCGUACUACUUUUGUUCGCUCUAUUGUCCGUGAGGUCGCUGGUUUCGCCCCCUAUGAGCGUCGUGUUAUGGAAUUGAUCCGUAACUCUCAAGACAAGCGUGCCCGUAAGCUUGCCAAGAAGAGACUUGGUACCCUCAAGCGUGCUAAGGGUAAAAUCGAGGAGCUCACCGGUGUCAUUCAAAGCUCUCGUUUGGCUCAUUAA